ACAUAUCGGCAUAGAGGGCUUCGUCGCCAGUUAAUUGAUUCGUUGCGGGAAAAGGGUAUCCAUCAAGAAGAUAUUUUGGCUGCUUUUAAUGCCAUUCCGCGCCAUUUUUUCUUGGAUAAGGCUUUUGAAGAAUGGGCUUAUCAAGAUAAAGCCUUUCCUAUCGGCUACGAUCAAACGAUUUCGCAGCCAUAUACAGUAGCUUAUCAAACUGCGCUACUUAAGGUUGAGCCGAAAGAUAAGGUUUUAGAAAUUGGGACUGGGUCCGGUUAUCAAGCGGCAGUGUUGGCAUAUCUGGGCGCAAAAGUAUUUACUUUGGAGCGUCAGGAGGCUUUAUACGAAAAAUCGCGCCAAUUAUUGGCUAAGUUAGGAUUUGCCAAUGUGCGUGUUGUCUGGAAAGAUGGCUAUGAAGGCUUGGAGGAUCAAGCACCUUUUGAUAAAAUAUUGGUUACUGCUGGCGCGACCGAAAAACCUCAAGUGUUGUUGAAUCAGCUUAAAAUUGGUGGUUACAUGGUUAUUCCGAUUGGAAAUGCUAAAGUGCAGCAGAUGUAUCGUAUCACUCGUUUGAGCGAAAUAGACUUUGAAGAUGAAAUUUUUGAUGACUUUGAACGAGUGGAUUGGAUUUUAAAACAAUCAGUCGAUAUUUUUGUGCUCGAACUUGGUGGAAAUGAUGCCUUACGAGGUAUAAAACCUGAAGAAUCAUAUAAAAAUUUGCAAAGCAUUAUUGAUAAAGUGAGAACAAAAUAUCCACAGGCUAAAAUUAUAUUAGCAGGUAUGCAGGCACCGCCUAAUAUGGGUGUAGCAUUUACCAAAGCAUUUAGGGAAAUAUAUCCAAAAUUAGCGAAAGAAAAUAAUAUCGCGCUGAUUCCUUUUUUGCUGGAAGGCGUGGGCGGUAUCUCAAAACUAAACUUGCCCGACGGGAUUCACCCAACGCCACAAGGACACAAAAUAGUGGCAGAA
Darwinula stevensoni is the source of this 957-nucleotide messenger RNA. The record is from the annotation of a GenBank genome assembly. Lineage: Eukaryota; Metazoa; Arthropoda; Ostracoda; Podocopida; Darwinulidae.